Tachysurus fulvidraco (yellow catfish) is the source of this 2405-nucleotide messenger RNA. RefSeq names its product hydroxylysine kinase-like. The coding region runs from base 585 to 1688 and encodes 367 amino acids. Gene Ontology annotation, molecular function: amino acid kinase activity. The record is from RefSeq and is a predicted model, not a curated record. Lineage: Eukaryota; Metazoa; Chordata; Actinopteri; Siluriformes; Bagridae. The transcript has 4 exons.
CACACACACACACACACACAGCAUUAAAUGUUUAGAUGAUUAGUGCAUCUGUCAGGUUGUGCAGUAGAUGUGCGAUUUGACCUUAGAAACACCUGGAGUUUUACCAGUAAAUCUUUUGACUCUAUAACGGUAUAACUAGUGGGCAGGUUUGUUGCUUUGUGCCUCUUUGCAGGUAAAACAUUUUAAAAAAUUUAGCUUUAACAAUACAGUUAUGAUUUCCAACUGUUUCACCUUAUUUGAAGUGGGAUUUAAAGAUUACACCAAAAUAAACAGAAGUGAUUAUAUAACUUCAUUGCAGACCAUUCAGAUGCACCCACAUGUGCACACACACCCACACACACACACACAUUCGGAUAUAUGACAUUUGUAAUAUAAAUGAGGAAGUGUAUCUGUGCCUCCCAGACAACAGUACAUGAGCGCAUGAUUAUCUCCUUAUUGCCUUACUCGGACAACGUGUGAUAAUUGUGAGACUGUUUGAAAGUAACAUUUAAUGUUUAUUGACAUGUUAAUGCAAGAACAUUUCUCAGCUGUGUAAAAACCGGUAUUCACUGGUAUUUAUUUGAUCUAAAUCACCUGUGGGUCUGAUGCAAAUGUUCUCUCAUGUAAUUCCUCUUACAGCAAUGUCAAUAAAGAAAGCAUCCAAACCGAACCUGAGAGACUCCCAGGUGACAGAAUUAACUGCACGUCUUUUUGGGCUAACUGUAUCUACCAUACAUCCUCUGCCCAGUUACGAUGAUCAGAACUUCCAUGUGGUGUGUGUGGAUGCUGGUGACUUUGUGUUGAAGGUCAUGAACUCUACAGAUAGUGAGAACAUGAAACUACUUGAGGUGCAGACACACAGCAUGAACUUCUUGCAGCAGAAUGGACUUCCUGCACAGAAGGCUCUUUGCACUGUUACAGGGAAAAUGAUGAGUCUGGAAGAGAUAGAUUGUGGAUAUGGCCUUCAGAAAUAUCUGGUGCGUUUGCUGACAUACCUGCCUGGAACUCCAAUUGCCAAAAUCACCAGUACGCCACAGCUACUAUAUGAAACGGGAAAAAUGGGUGCCAUGCUGGACAUGAUUUUACUGUCGAUGGAGCAUGAGAACCUCGGUGCUCUUCAGAGGGAGAACUUCAUCUGGAGUUUGUCCUGUUUUCCUCUGAUAGAUGAUUAUCUCCAUGUGAUGGAUGGAGAUCCAAUGCAGCUAAUCAUUAGAGGAGUUAUUGAUCAGUACCGAAACCAAGUGGUACCGAAACUCCCCUCCUUCCGCAAGUGUAUAAAUCAUGGAGAUUUGAAUGAUCACAACAUCCUUGUGAAGCAGGACGGUCCAUCGUGCUACAGGAUCAGCGGCAUUCUGGACUUUGGUCAUAUGAGCAGCGGUUAUUUUGUUUUUGACCUGGCGAUCACAAUAAUGUACAUGAUGAUCGAGAGCCGGAAUCCGCUGGAGGUUGUGGGUCCAGUCAUCGCUGGGUUUGAGAGCAUUUUUCCUCUGAACUCUGAUGAAAGAGAUGCUUUGUAUACUCUGGUGCUGAGUCGGUUUUCUCAGUCGCUGGUUUAUGCACGUUCUGCGGUUCUCCAGCAACCAGAAAACGAAGACUAUCUGAUGAUCACAGCAAAAAAUGGACAUAGACUCCUCCAGCUUCUGUGGGAAAAAGGGAAAGAGGAAGUGGAGAAAGUAUGGUUUAAAGGUGCUGCUAAUAUCUCAAAUUAAAUGCUAAUUCUUACCCCAAUCCCUAAAAAGCUAAACAAUCACUUCUAAGCACAGCAUUAAUUAACUGCAAAUGCUAACAUUACACUAAUGCUAAACCUCAUUUACUGCUAGCCAUAAAAUAUAAUGCUAACCAUGACCAUUUACACUAAUAUUAAUAAUUUUAUAGAUUCUUGCUUAAUUUUGCAAGACAGAUUUAAUUAACAUUGAUAAAGAUGAAUCCAGGGCUGUCAAGUGUCACGCAUUGAGAGUGACAGACACGCAUUUGGGUCUAUUGUCAUGCUCUCCUGCCACACAUCGUAUUUCUCACGCAGAAAAAACUUUUUGACUAUUUAUCAUAUAUUUAAUAAGCUGCAGUGCCCAAAAUGUAUCAGUCCGCACCGCUGUCUCUAUGGAACCGGACAUUAAUCAAGCACAUCUCAGUUCUUAGUUGAGCCUGACACUUAUCAGCCAAUCAAAUAAAAGAGGCUACACAAUAGCCAAUCAGAAAACAGCACUAUCUGGGUAAGAUUUAACACAACAACAAAUAAAAAAAAAAAACAUGCAUUAGAGAGGGUAUUUUCGAUGGUCGGUUUGAACAAAACCUCAACACAAAACAGCUGUCUCUGGACGUUACAUUGUCCUCAAACAUGACCCUAAAAAUGUCUGGGCUUGAGCCGAACUGUUUUAAAUGGGAGCAACAUUACAAAUGAUAAAGGAGUCCAAAAAGGCAACAAACAC